AUGGGCUGUCUUUGCAACCGAGGGCGUAAGAAGAAAGGAAAACCUCCAAUGGCUGCUAUCCAUAGAAGAGGUAAUCGUUCAAGCACCCAAGCAUCUCAAGGUGGGGCUGCUGAUGGUAUGGCAGCCGGCUCAAGAGACGGUGACAUGGUUGUUAUGACCAAUUAUGGUGCUGCUGUGCUAGCAGCUACAGCUAUUUCAGCGACAGCUGAUUCGGCAACAUUUGUUAGUGACGGUGGUGGUGGUGGUGGAGGUUGUGGUGGUGCUGGGUGCGGGGGAGGAGGAGGUUGUGGCGGCGGCGGCGGCGGUGGCGGAGUAGUCGUUGUAAUUGUUCUUUUGAAUCUCUUCUGUGGAGGACGUAGCAGGGUCGGAGGUGCUGGUGGAAAGAAUGGUGCUGGCGGUUUUGGAGGAGGUGGAGAAGGCAUAGGCGGUGGUGAUGAUGAUGGUGGUGGUGGUGGGGGCGAUAUUGAAACUGGAGGAGAUUUUGGAGGAGGUGGAGGUUGGGACGGUGGUGGAGGAGGUGGAGGUUGGGAUGGUGGUGGAGGAGGAGGUAUUAGUGGUGGUGGCGGAGGAGAUUUUGGUGGUGGUGGUGGUGGCGGCGGUGGCUGCGGUGGAGGACAUAUACAACUCGACUGUAACUUUAACGUUGACCGCGAUGGCGAUGGCCGAUACAUAGAUAUGGAACAUGGUAGCGGUUGUGGGGUAAUUGACGGUGGAGCUGGUGGAAGAGGAGGACGGGAGGAUGUGGCGGUGGUGGUGAAGUUUGACAAUAAGAUAUAG
This is a messenger RNA of Corylus avellana, 777 nucleotides long. The record is from RefSeq and is a predicted model, not a curated record. NCBI's taxonomy places the organism in Eukaryota, Viridiplantae, Streptophyta, Magnoliopsida, Fagales, Betulaceae.